Molecule: messenger RNA, 2093 nt
Organism: Aspergillus homomorphus CBS 101889
Lineage: Eukaryota; Fungi; Ascomycota; Eurotiomycetes; Eurotiales; Aspergillaceae
Product: TFIIH subunit TFB1 family protein
Exons: 2
Coding region: 140-2071 (643 amino acids)
Biological process (GO): nucleotide-excision repair; transcription by RNA polymerase II; transcription by RNA polymerase I
Cellular component (GO): transcription factor TFIIH holo complex; transcription factor TFIIH core complex
Source: RefSeq, a predicted model, not a curated record
CUCCGAGCUCUCUCCGCACGAAAGACAACCUCGUCUUGACCUCGAAGGCUCUUGUCCUUCUGAUUCUCCCGUGGGACUGUCUACUCCCGAUGGGUGGAUCUCUCGACGCUGCCCAGGACAGUGGACGCUGUCGAGCUCGAUGACGAUGGCCCCUCCGAGCGGGUCGGCAGUGUACAAGAAGAAAGAUGGCACCCUGACCAUGUCGCCGGACCAGCAGUCGGUCUCUUGGAUUCCGGCGGCUGGCGGUGCGACGGGGACGAUCACGAUCUCCGUGGCUCAGAUCACGAAUUUACAACAGACACCCGCGACAAAUCCGAAAGUGAUGUUGAAAAUCCACGUCCUCCCUCCCAACGCACCGGAUAACACCCCCGAACAAUACGUCUUCAACUUCACGGCCGGCGCGAACGCGCGAGCCGAGGCGGACGCCAUCAAAGAUGCGCUCAGCGCGGCCAUCCAGGCCGCCAAAGCCGCCCAGGCCGCGCCCACCCCUCCUGCUGCUGCUGCCGCUGCCAGCGGCGGAGGAUCGAGCGAAGGCGUCUCGGCGGCGAUGGCGAUGGCGAAUGCGAUCACGGCAGGCGGCCGGAACGAGAAACCGUGGGACGACGACAAACGGCUUCAGGGCGACAUGGAGCUGCAGCAGUCGUUACUCAAAUCGGAUCCCCAGCUCCAGCGCAUGUUCAUGGAAUCGAUGGGCACGAAACCCGAGACCCUGUCCGCAGGGCAGUUCAUGAAGCAGUUCUGGUCGACGCGGCUGCACCUCCUGCGCGCCCAUGCGAUCGAGCGGGCGCAGACGCGCGGAUCCUACAAUGUGCUGUCGACGCUGAAGCCGCGGGUGGAAGACAGCGUGACGAAGCUCAACAUCAGCAAGGAGCAGAUCCAGUUGAUCUUUAACCAGCACCCGCUCGUGAAGCAGGUCUACGACGAGGUUGUGCCCAAGCUGAACGAGACGCAGUUCUGGUCGCGAUUCUUCCAGAGCCGCCUCUUCAAGAAACUGCGCGGCGAGCGGAUCUCCGAGACAGAUGCGACGGAUGCCAUCCUGGAUAAAUACUUGAAAGCGGAUGAACAUGGUAACUUGCGAGAUGCGCAAGUACCGCAUUUCUUAAAUCUGGCGGGCAACGAAGUCAACCACAGUCAGCGACGGGGAAAUCGCCCCGAUCUCGAUAUGCGACCGUCGUCGGUCGAGAAGGUCCCUAUCAUCCGGACGCUGAACAACCUCAGCGAGAAGAUUAUGGCCAACGUCGCGCCGGCGGACGCAAUUCCGCAAGCGAACGGCGACGUAGAGGAUGAUACGUACAAUGAGCUGCAGCUGCGGGAUCUGCGCGGGGACGAGGAACAGCGCCGUAUCCUGCUCAAUGUCAAGGACCAGAGUCGGUUCUUCUCCUCGCAAUCUAAGACGGACGAGGAUGAAGAGAGUCGACUAUUUGCCCAGCAAGAUCCGAAUCGUAUCCUGACGGACUUACGUGGUGACGUCGACCGGAAUCUCCCGGAGGGUGGGAUAGCGCCUCUGGGGAGAUUAGUCGAGCCAGAAGAGGACGAAGAUGACGAGACGAAACAAGCUAAUCAGGUGGGCUCUCGGGCCAACCUGAAGCGUGCAUCAAGUCAGAUCCUCGAAGCCAUCCGGGAUCGCCGCACCCAGACCGAGGUGUCGGCGAUCACUGGUACAUUCGGCCUGUCGAGUGCGUUGUACGACCGGCUAACGCUCACGCACGCCACCACCACAGAAUUCCUGCACCAAUUCUGGCAGGCAUUCUUAUCGGGAAAUCCCGACCGUGCGGGCGAGUUGGCGUCUUUGGUGGAAUCGCUCAACCGGGCCAUGGACCGCAUCAAAGCCGUUCAGCAAGACGCAGAAGCGGAGCGACAGGUGGAGGUGGACCGACUGAGACGACACGCACGAGAAGUGCUCGAAGCAACGGGAAAGAAAUUGCGGAUCAACCUCGCGAACGUCGUUGGCGGCGAGCAGGCCGUAACCCGCUUACUGGGGCCGACGAUCCGCGCAUUGGAAACGGCGCUGGCGAAGUACAAGGAAGCGUUGGCUGAGGAGUUGAAGGAGGCACCUCCAGCUCCAGCAUAAUAAUUUUGCGACAAUUGGCCCG